Messenger RNA from Periophthalmus magnuspinnatus, 1152 nucleotides. It is a transcript of the gene lmo2, whose product is annotated as LIM domain only 2 (rhombotin-like 1). Gene Ontology annotation, biological process: positive regulation of transcription by RNA polymerase II. Gene Ontology annotation, molecular function: DNA-binding transcription factor binding; transcription coactivator activity. The record is from RefSeq and is a predicted model, not a curated record. NCBI's taxonomy places the organism in Eukaryota, Metazoa, Chordata, Actinopteri, Gobiiformes, Gobiidae. The transcript is spliced from 3 exons. Bases 615 to 1097 code for a protein of 160 amino acids. Gene Ontology annotation, cellular component: nucleus.
GCUGUCUGUAUUUAGUCUAACGGAGCAUGUAAUGAAGCCAUUAGCCUCAGUCACGAGUCACGACCCAUUUUACGCACCACAGACGCACGAGCAGACAGGCCAGGCCCGUUUAGCUGUCGCUUUAAGACCCAUUUCCCCCCAUUGUCAAACAGUCGUGAGCAGGAAAAGAGAAACACGAGAGGGAGAGGCAGAGAGACAGAGCGAAGGGGGGGCCCACGUAUUUAUACCACGAUGCUUCACAAUAACACAGGUUUUACGUGGAAGAGAAUGACCACUGACAACUCUGUCCAGAAAUACCCAAAACGAACGAGAUGCUCUAAGCUUGGGUAGUGCAUAUUCAGGCGCUGUCUGAAUUGAUGACUUGGAGGUGUCACGGCCUCAGGAAAUAAUGACAUUGCCUUCUACCGCCUCUACCCACAACACUUCUUGUCUUGCGGCCAUUUCGACUGACUAGCCUCUUGAAUUGUCGCGCUGGAGCCGGAGCUGUGUGCGAACAUCGGGGUGCGUCUGCGGGAGAGCGUGCGUGGAGCAGGUGCAGUCCUUCACUGUCUGUGUGCGCACUGUAGGCACUAGGCUGCAUUAUUGUCUUCAUCGAAUCGACUUGAGGUUUUCAAAUGACGUCCACUAUAGAGAGGAAGACACUGGAGGCCAAUGAAGAACCGGUGGACGAGGUGCUGCAGAUGCCCCCCUCCCUCCUGACCUGUGGGGGAUGCCAGCAGAGCAUUGGGGACCGGUUCUUCUUGAAGGCCAUAGAGCAAUACUGGCACGAGGACUGCCUCAGCUGCGACUUGUGCGGCUGCCGACUCGGGGAGGUGGGCCGACGACUCUACUACAAACUGGGGAGGAAACUCUGCAGGAGAGAUUACCUCAGACUCUUUGGACAGGAUGGGCUGUGUGCUUCCUGUGAGAAGAGGAUCAGAGCAUUUGAAAUGACCAUGAGGGUGCGAGACAAAGUAUAUCACCUGGAAUGUUUCAAAUGUGCUGCCUGCCAAAAGCACUUCUGUGUGGGCGACCGCUACCUGCUCAUCAACUCAGACAUAGUGUGUGAACAGGACAUCUUUGAGUGGACUAAACUCAAUGGAAACGGCCUGGUAUAGGACAUCCUGCUGUCCUAUAAGCUUUUAAUGGGACGCACAGACAGUUUAAAGUCUC